UCCUCCCUUCCCUUGUUUCCCUUUCUUCAGAUGUAAGUCCAGAUGGAGCACAUGGACGUCGGAGGGCAGAUACACCCGAUCAGGCGGCCUCAGCCUUGGGGAAAGCUGAUCCGGCUGGGGGUGGAACAAGCUGAGCCCCAUGUCUUGUUGCUGAAGAGAGAGUGGACGAUUGGAAGGAAGAAAGGUUGUGAUUUAUCUUUUCCGGGCAAUAAAUUGGUGUCUGGCGAUCACUGUAAAAUAACAGUGGAUGAAAAAUCUGGUCAGGUUUCACUACAAGAUACCAGCACUAAUGGAACAGUUAUUAAUAAGCAGAAGGUGGUGAAGAAGCAGACUUGCCCUUUACAAACUGGAGAUGUGAUCUAUGUUGUUUACAGGAAAAAUGAGCCAGAAAACAACGUUGCAUACCUAUAUGAAUCUUUGCACCCCAAAAAGGAUGCAGCUAAUGAGCCAGGAGAAGCCAAGGUUGAAAGUGCAUGCCACACAACCAAAGAUACCUCAAGUACCAGAGAAAGCGACGAUGGGACCUCAAUGGCAUCUCUGCCACCAGCUUCUCAGACCAGCUAUGAAGAACCACAGCCAUCCACUUCGACGUUGAACCUCUUUGAAAUUGUUCCUACCUCUUCCACGGAGUCCGUGUCCACUGAGAAGGCGAACCCCUCAAUAUCUGGAUCACAACCAUGCGCUGUUAUUUCUGCACCUGCUUUGCUUACCUUGGUACCAUCUGGACCAGAGGCAUUGCUCGCACUCAGGCAGCCUCUUGUAAAUACAGAAACUUCUGAUGCUUCUUUGAGGGACACAGAGAAAAGAGCACUGGCCAUGCUAGAGCUUUCAGGCAGGGAAGAGAAAGAAGAAGAUUCCUUCCAGCCUGCCAGGAAGAAAAUCAAGAGAGAUGGCGAUGCCAGGUCUGCCCUUCAGCUGAUCCCUCCAGACGAAUGUGCAAUGAACACUGACCCUGGAGGUGCCAAACCAGCCACCAUGAAGCCAGACAAAAUGGGAGAAAGCCUGAGCUGCAUCAUCUGCCAGGAACUGCUCCAUGACUGUGUCAGUUUGCAGCCCUGCAUGCACACUUUCUGCGCUGCUUGCUACUCAGGGUGGAUGGAGCGUUCGUCUCUCUGUCCAACUUGCCGCUGUCCAGUGGAACGUAUCUGUAAAAACCAUAUUUUGAACAACUUGGUGGAAGCAUAUCUCAUCCAACACCCAGAUAAGUGUCGUAAUGAAGAAGAUAUCCAAAGUAUGGAUGCCCGGAACAAAAUCACUCAGGACAUGCUUCAGCCGAAGGUGCGACGGUCCUUUUCAGAUGAAGACGGCAGUUCAGAAGACCUGCUGGAUCUCUCAGAUGCGGACAGCGAAUCCUCUGAUAUUAGUCAGCCAUAUGUCUUAUGCCGGCAAUGUCCAGGUUAUCGGCAAAUCGUCCCACCUCUAGCCUCUCCAGACCAGGAAGGAAAAACAGAACCUGGGCAGGUCCCUGGAGAUUCCCCAUCAACCUCUUCCAACUUUCCGACAGCAGUCCAGGAAUACAUCUGCCCAUCUCAAGGAAGCCACGUGUUCUGCACUUGCUGUUUCCAGCCGAUGCCGGACCGCAGAGCGGAACGGGAACAGAAUCAGCACAUCGCCCCACAGCAAUGCUCCAUUUGUCUGCAGCCUUUCUGCCAUCUGUACUGGGGAUGUCCUCGGGUGUCCUGCUUUGGCUGUUUAGCACCAUUCUGUGAAAUCAACCUUGGUGACAAGUGUUUAGACGGAGUUCUUAACGGCAAUAACUAUGAAUCAGAUAUUCUAAAGGAUUACUUGCAAUCCAAGGGGUCGACAUGGAAAAACAUGUUGAACGAAAGCCUCCUGGCGCUUCAAAAAGGAACUUUUAUUUUACCAGAUUACCGAAUCACGGGACAAACGGUGCUUUGUUACUUUUGCGGCCUCCGGACUUUCCGAGAACUUGCUUAUCAGUACAGGCAGAAUAUUCCUAUUGUGGAAUUACCAGCGGCUGUCACGUCCCGUCCCGACUGCUACUGGGGACGUAACUGUCGGACUCAGGUGAAAGCUCAUCAUGCCAUGAAAUUCAACCACAUUUGCGAACAAACACGAUUCAAAAACUGACAAGGAUUCUUGGGGCGUUUAACCGGCCUCAGUACUUGUAGCUUGCAGGAAGGGCUGGGAAAAUUAAACCGGCAACGCCGGCUUGACGAUUUUUGCUUUGUUGUUCCCUCGUAACGGGGAUUGGCAACUUUUUACAUCAGGUACUCUGAUGUGACAGCGUGCUUUCCCCCACCUCCUCCUCCUCCUCCUCCUUCUGCCACAUUUCUGCUGCCCUGUUUUUCUGUUUGCCGCUUUUUUGAAAAGUGGUUUUGUUUUGAAAGCCCGAAAGGCACAGCCUGCCCCUGUUUUUCUCCUGGGCUUGAGCUGCAGUAGGAAUAUCAGGACUUGAAGAACAAUGGGGCAGUCAAGGCUGAGAGGCAGAAAUGGAACAAUUCUCUGAACGUUGAUUAUGGAACAAAAUGAGGCUUGACUGAGAAGGUGGGAAGGCAAAAUAGGGCAAACCAUGCCCGGAGAGAGGUGCCUUCGUGGCUCUAAGCGGGCAGCGCUGGGCAUUUCAACAAUUUCUUGGGCAACGCAGCGUCCUGCAGGAAUUGACGGCCUGGUCCUCCUGACCCCCCAGUCAAAGAUCCCAGCUGGAUUGACCGAGAGCUAUCCAAGACCAAGCACUGACUCCUCAAGGCAGGGUUUCUCAACCUUGCGUGGACCCCCAACUCCCAGAAAUCCCCAGCUAGCCAUUCUGGCUGGGGAAUUCUGGGAGUUGGAGUCCACACGUCUGAAGGCGGCCAAGGUUGAGAAACCCUGCCUUAAGGUGUCCUGUCUUCUCUUGUCACGCUCCACCUGCAUGUCUCAAAUGUGUGCGCUGCUGUCCAAGCGGUGGAACUCUCAUGGCCUCCUUCGAUUGGAAAGUUCCAAUUCUUUCAUCCUUUUUUUUUUCCUACUCAACCCUUCUUCCCUCCCUAGAUCCCCUUGUUGUUUUUCCCCCUGCCCGGUGAUCUGAGUCCCCUAGGACUCCGACUGGUGCUGUCUUUGACUGAGUUUCAUCUCCCCUGGCUUUCUGCUGGCUCCUCAAGAAGGUCUUCCCCCUGCAGAUCCCGUUCUUUGCAGGCGGUAGUGAUGCUUCAAAACAACUGUGCAGGUUUUUCCCCGCUUCUUACUAGCCUAGUUCCACUAGGAAUUCUCUUUUGGUUUUGUUUUGUUUUUUUAAAGUCCCCUGAUGAUAAAGAAGACUUGAGGAUGGAAUGGAACAGGCAUAAUCAAAGUGACAUUGAGGACUUUUCAGUAGCAUUGCUAGCCAUAGGACUUUAAGAUGGGCGGCUUUUAUCCUGGUCUCCCAAUAGCUAUUCCUUAUCUGGGCUUUUUGUCCAUAAAAUGAAGCAGCAACAUUAAUUCUGGGGGUGGGUAGAUGGAGGCGUAGGUCUCUGAUUUAUAUAUAUAUAUAUAUAUAUAUAAUCAUGGCACAGUGGCCUCUCUCUUUUUAAACCUGUCCUCUUGACUAACAUCAAGAGCAAUCACGCCACAGAUAAUUUACAUAACCAGAAUCUCUUUGGAAAUGAUCUGGGGCUGGCAUACAGCUCUGCUGCCCCCACGGUUGGGCAGAUUUUAAAACGAAAGCCCAGCGCAGCCUUUAGAAGGGUGGAUAAAGAUGAGCAAGCCUUUUUCCCUCAUCUUAGAAUUCCUAGGGUUAACUCAAGUAGCAAUAUCACUCUUCAGCAAUACCCAAAAUCAUCUUUCUCCAACCUGCCGCCCUCUAGAUGCAUUGAAUUCCAUCUCCCAGAAUCGUUAGGUGGCUUGAUCAAGGCCGGGGGGCGGUGGCGGCUGAGCAAGUUGCCAGUUGCAGUUUCAACACAUAGAAGGCAUCAGGUUGAGGGAGGCUUCAUCAAUCCUGUUUUUGCACAGUCUUCCUGGCACUGGUUGCUUAAAACAUUUGCAUCUAUGUACUGGUUCCAUAGCCUGCCAGAAUCAUGUCUUCCUUUCUCGCAGUGUUUCUCAACCUCAGCUACAGCCUGCUGGGUGGGGGAUUCUGGGAAGUUGAAGCCACACAUCCUAAACUGGCUGUGGUUGAGAAACACUACUUUAUAGUAACAGUGGGCACAUUCCAAUCCACUAAACUAUGGGUUGCUGUCUCUGCCCUUAAAAUCAGUGGGAUUUAACAAAAUAAUGUGCAGGGCACAAUCUAGAGAGACGAGUCCAAUCUACAUUACAUUUUUACACACCGAAAGGACUAUGAAGUAAUGCUUCAGUGUCUUGAAGUGGUAAUGCAGGGAGUGGUCCAAAGAGAAAGCAACAGGCCACUCCAGGAUGUAAUACCCUUGUAGUGUAUUUUGAGGAUGGGCUGGAAGGAUUUAUUCCUUCUCUGCAGACUUCAGUCUUUCGCUCCCAGCUUUAAAAAUGUAGAGCUUCCAAGGCACGCUAACCAGGUCUAAUCAUGAGCUUGUUUAAAUAAAAACUCACGUAACUGCUUAA
Messenger RNA from Candoia aspera, 4494 nucleotides. RefSeq names its product checkpoint with forkhead and ring finger domains (gene CHFR). Gene Ontology annotation, biological process: ubiquitin-dependent protein catabolic process; protein ubiquitination; mitotic cell cycle checkpoint signaling. The record is from RefSeq and is a predicted model, not a curated record. Gene Ontology annotation, molecular function: protein binding; ubiquitin-protein transferase activity. The transcript is spliced from 17 exons. The coding region runs from base 43 to 2091 and encodes 682 amino acids. Lineage: Eukaryota; Metazoa; Chordata; Lepidosauria; Squamata; Candoiidae. Gene Ontology annotation, cellular component: nucleus.